AUGGGUGGCCCUAGAAAGACAUCCGGGAAGCCCACAGCUCCUCGUCGGGGCACCGGCAAGGUGAACAAGAACAACAGUCACAGCGGAUCCAAGGGCAAAGGUCGAUUUGGACAAAAGCCCACAGGACAAUCCAAAACCACGCAGUUCAAGGGCAAGGGCAAGGCCAAAGACGAAGACAUUUUGAACGUGUUUGAUGCCGAGGACAGCGAUGCCGAGGACCUGAUGAAGCGCAGGGAUCUGGAAAGAGUAGACGUGCGUGAUUACGAGGUCGAGAACAUUGACUCUGAGGAUGAUGAGGAUAUUGACAGUGACGAUGCAUUCAAUGAGAGCGAUGCAGAGAGGUUUGGCGGGUAUAAGUUCUUAAACUCAGGCAAAAGAGCUGCUCCGCGGGACAGCAGUGAUGAGGAGGACAGUGGUGAGGAGGACAGUGAUGACGAGGAGGAUGACGGUGAGAUGGUUGAUCUGUCGGAGAUGCUCGAUGCUAGCUCAGCAGACGAGGACGAGGAAGAGGAACCGACGAGCAAGUCCAAGGCUGCAAAGGCUGAAAAGGCUGCUUUCGCAGCUGUGCCCUCGUCGGGAACCGGCAGUGCCACGCUUCUGAGUUUCAAAGACCUAGCGGUCGCCAGCCUGGAUGGCGAUAUGCUUGCGGACCAGAGCGAGUCUGAGAACGACAGCGAGUCCGAAUCUGAGUCCGAGCGCGUGUUUGCCCGGAUGGCCUCUGACUCCGAUGCCUCCGCCGACCAGAACAGUGACGAGGAGGAUAUCGCAGCCGACAAACUCUCCAAGCUCAGUGGCUUUGUGUCCUCGAUCAGCGCGCGCGCGCCCAAGCGUCGCUUUGUUGCCGAGAUUGGUGGCGGAUUCGCCGAAAACGAGAACACGAUCGGAUCAGGUGUCCACACAAAGGGCGUUUCGCUGGGGAUCAACGACCUCCUUGGUAACUUUGGCACCGCUGCUGCAGGCGACAGCGAUGACUCUGAGCAGGAGGAAGGUGGCGAGAAGCAGUCGGCACGCGAGAUCCGUAUCCUCAAAGAGAAGGUGACGAAGCUAGAGAAGGCCGCCAAGAAGUCCGGAUCUGGCGUCGUUGCCGCGCCCUUGGCCAAGCGGCUGCAGGACCAGAUGGACCGCAAAGUGGCGUACAACAAGACCAAGAAGGAUAUCUCUGAGUGGCAGCCCGUGGUCGACACCAACCGCGCAGCCGAGCACCUGUCCUUCCCCAUGGUCGACCCGGCAAAGACCAACAUGUCCAGCAAGUCGCUUGUCAGCGACACCACCGGGUCAAAGUCCGAGAUGGAGAUCCAGAUCCAGAACAUCCUUGCAGAGAGCGGCAUGACCGACGAGCAGCAGCGCCAGUACGAGGAACUCGAGCUCAAGAACGUGUCCCCCGAGGAAGUCCGCCACAGACAGCGCGAGUUGCGGAUGAUGCGCGAGCUGAUGUUCCGCAGCGAGCAGAAGGCUAAGCGCAUGGCCAAGAUCAAGAGCAAGGCGUACAGGAGGAUCCUGAAGAAGGAGAAGACGCGUGCGCAGGACAAGGCCAUGGAGAAGAUCAAGGAGGACGACCCGGAGAUGUACGAGAUGCUGAUGGAGAAGAUGGCCCAGGGUCGCGCUGAGGAGCGUAUGACGCUCAGACACAAGAACACGAGCAAGUGGUGCAAGGAGAUGUCUUCGCGCAGUCACGGUGACGCCGAAACCCAGCAGGCUAUGCAAGAUCAACUCGACCAGCACGACUCGCUCAAGCGCAAGAUUUACGAUAUUGGUUCGGAGGAGGAGAUCUCAGACUAUGAGGCCGGCGAGGGACAGGCCGAUGGCGAUGCGUCGGACUCGGAUGCCGACGAGUCCUUUGCGGGCAUCAAGGGCCGCGCGAUCAACAAGCUUUCGGCCGAAAUGGCCGGCCAGGCCGAUGUUAUUCCCGAGAAUGCCCCGCACAAGGCCCUGUUCGGCAUGAAGUUCAUGCAGAACGCUGCGCAGCGUCGCCAUGAGGAGAACCAGCGCGAUGCGCAGAUGAUGCGCGAUGAGUUCGAGUCUCUUGAGGCCGAAGUUGAUGAAAACGGCCGUGCCAUCUCGAUCAACAGAUCGGCGGCCGCUAAGGCUGCGGCGAAGGGCGCUGCUAAGGCCCAGGGCAUGGCGCCCGGCCGCAUGGCGUUUGGCGGUGGCGUGAAGAAGCACAGCCCGGAGGACGAGCAGGACAUUGACUCGACCGAGACCAAGCGCGUGCGCCUGAACGAGGCCGGCCAAAUCAACCAGGUGGCCGCUGGCCCUGGCCACCGUGUGCGGCUCGCCGAGCCUGUGUCGAUUGGCAAGGGCUCCAGCGAUGCCAGCAACCCAUGGCUGUCGGAGGAGGCGUCUGCGGGCGCCAGCCAGCGCGGCGGUAAGCUGAAUGAGCUAACCAAGGACAGCAACAGGUUGGACAAGCUUUCUGCGCGGCUGCGUGCCAAGCGCGCGAGCAGCGAGAAUGCCAGCUCUGCGGCCACCAUCGCCGGCGAGGAGAACAUCUUGCUCGAUGUCACCAACAUGCUCGCGCUUGACCGUCCCCGGCAGGCAGGCGAGGGCGUGGAUGGCAGCGACUCGGACUCGGACGCCGGCGGCAUUAAGCUCACCCAUGUGGGCGGCAAGAAGAAGGGCAAGCGCGCCCUCAAUCCGAAUGCCUUCUCCCAACGUGAGCUUGUCGAGCAGGCGUUUGCCGAGGACAAUAUUGUCGAGGCCGAGUUUGCCGCAGAGAAGGACGCCGUGAUGGACGAGGAUGCACCCAAGACCGAGGACCUGACGCUGCCUGGGUGGGGCAGCUGGGGCGGCACCUCUCUGCAGCCCAAGAAAAACAAGAUCAUCCGCAAGGCAGCCCCCGGAUCGGGAAUCGAAAAGGAUGCUCGCAAGGAUUCGAAGCUUGGAGCCGUGAUCAUCAACCAGCGUACGGCAAAGUCAUCUUACAAGUACUACUCGUCCAACGUGCCGUUCCCCUUCUUCACUCCCGAGCAGUACGAGGAGACGCUGCAGGCACCGCUGGGCAAGGAGUGGAACACGACAAAGUCGCACUCCAAGAUGAUCAAGCCGCGCGUCAUGACCAAGGCCGGCCGCAUCAUUGCUCCGCUGCCAACUGCCAUAUUGCACGCAUUAUUAAAAUUGGUUGCAAGCAGCCAACGUGUUCAAAUGCUGUAA
This is a messenger RNA of Kickxella alabastrina, 3150 nucleotides long. Its product is annotated as Utp14 protein-domain-containing protein. The coding region runs from base 1 to 3150 and encodes 1049 amino acids. Gene Ontology annotation, cellular component: nucleolus; small-subunit processome. The transcript is spliced from 3 exons. The record is from RefSeq and is a predicted model, not a curated record. Lineage: Eukaryota; Fungi; Kickxellomycota; Kickxellomycetes; Kickxellales; Kickxellaceae. Gene Ontology annotation, biological process: rRNA processing.